UCAACACUUUUGGUAACAAUUACCUGCUUGUGUAUUCUCUUAUGAUGGCUGGGAAUUGGCCACAAAGUUCAUAUGUGUAUUUUCUAUACACUAUCUAUGGUCUUCGUCAGGGAGACAGUUGGCAGUGUUUCAUUGCCAUUUCCUUUCUGUUUUUGGCCUUCGAGUCGUGGCUUGUUGCUAAGCACACUAGGAAGAGAUUUUGGCAGCAGUGUCUGGUUGAUAAUUUUGUGUUAAGUGUUGUUGAUGCUUUUGUUUCUGCGGAGAAAAUGGUGUUGCUAGGUGGAUUACAGUCUUUGUUUGAAGCGUUCUUGUUGGCCUCAUUGUUGGGAUGCUUCCCUACAUCACAGGCGCUCGCUUGUUCUGCCGCAGUUGUGAGCUAUACGCAAACUAACUUUACCUUAUCUCUUGCCUCACUCAUGCUCCCAAUUGUGACUAGUUUCCUGGUAGCACUAUCCUUGACACAUUCACUUCGGGUUGAUGAUGCAUUGAAUGUGGCUAUCACUGAGUUUCAGAAAAACUUAGUCCCUUACCCUCGUAUUCAUUUCAUGCUUCCUUCUUAUACUCUUGUUAUGUCUGAUGAUAACGCCUUCCAUGAGCAACUAUCAGUUGAGAUCAAUGACAGUACAUUUGAGCCUAGUGCUAAGAUGGCCAAAUGUGAUUCCCACCACGAAAGGUACAUGGCUUGUUGUGUGGUGCGCGGAGGAGAUGUGGUACCCAAAGAUGUAAAUGCCACUGUUUUCACAUUCAAAACAACGAGAUCCAGACAGUUUGUGAACUGGUGUCCUACUAGAUUCAAGUGUGGUAGUACCUACCAGCCUCUAAUGGUGGUGCCAGGAAAAGAUUUGGCCAAAAUUCAAAGGGUUAUGGGUAUGAUUUCUAACUCAGUCAGUGUUGCUGAAGUGUCCUAGAGAAUCGACCACAAGUUCGACCUUAUGUCUGCCAAGCGAGCUUUCAUGCUAUUAUUUUCUCUAGACUUGACGACAAGUCUUUUUGAAGGGGAAGGGUAUGAUACAGGAGAAAUAAGAAGAAAAGAUAUUUUAGUUGGUUUUAGUGGGUAAUUUUGCUUAUUAGCAAAGUGGUUAUUUUCAUCAUUUGUCCUUUUGUGCUUAGUUUUAUGAUAACUGGAUUAGAGAGAAUCUUUCUGUUCGGGUCAUGCCUUAUUAAUGCACCUUAGGUUGUAAUUGGAAUUAAGAAAUGAAUUAACAAUCCUAUCUCUA
This is a messenger RNA of Chenopodium quinoa (quinoa), 1217 nucleotides long. Its product is annotated as tubulin alpha-4 chain-like. Gene Ontology annotation, molecular function: GTP binding; structural constituent of cytoskeleton. The record is from RefSeq and is a predicted model, not a curated record. Gene Ontology annotation, biological process: microtubule cytoskeleton organization; mitotic cell cycle. NCBI's taxonomy places the organism in Eukaryota, Viridiplantae, Streptophyta, Magnoliopsida, Caryophyllales, Amaranthaceae. Gene Ontology annotation, cellular component: cytoplasm; microtubule. Bases 42 to 908 code for a protein of 288 amino acids. The transcript has a single exon.